AUGUUUACCAAACACCAAAAUCCUUAUCAACUUUUUUUCAUGAAUCACCUCAGUACCAAACCAGACCUAAGUCAUUGGAGAAACCGUAGCGCAUUGGAGACGCUGUGUGGGCAAGCAUACGGUGCGGGGCAGAUCAGGAUGUUGGGGGUGUACAUGCAGAGAUCAUGGAUCAUUCUGGUGGUGUCCGCUUUUGUAUUGGUCCCCAUCUAUGUGUGGUCCCCACCUAUUCUCGAGCUUAUUGGAGAGACCACUGAGAGCUCUGAGGCCGCUGGAAAGUUUGCGGUGUGGAUGCUUCCACAGUUGUUCGCCUACGCCCUCAACUUUCCAAUUCAGAAAUUCUUACAAGCACAAAGCAAAGUUAGUGUGAUGGCCUGGAUCUCAGCUGCAGUACUCGUAGAACAUGCAUUUUUCAGUUGGUUGUUGAUACUUAAGCUCGAGUGGGGUCUGACUGGGGCAGCGAUCACACUCAACGUUUCCUGGUGGUUCAUCAUUAUUGGCCAGUCGCUCUACAUCUUCAUCACCAAGUCAGAUGGUGCUUGGGGUGGAUUCUCUUGGCUUGCGUUUGCAAACUUGUGGGGAUUUGUUAGGCUCUCUUUAUCUUCUGCUGUCAUGUUGUGCUUGGAAUUCUGGUACUUGAUGGUGCUGGUGGUUAUAACCGGCCGUUUGACGAACCCCUUGAUCCCAGUUGAUGCCAUCUCUAUUUGCAUGAACAUAAAUGGAUGGGAUGCAAUGAUUGCACUAGGGUUCAAUGCUGCAAUCAGCGUGAGAGUAUCAAAUGAACUUGGAGCUGGUAAUUUCGAGAGGGCCAAAUUUGCAGUGAUAGUAGUUUCGAUAACUUCCAUCGCUAUAGGAAUCGUCUGCAUGAUCGUAGUUUACACGACGAGAGAUUAUUUCCCCUACCUUUUCAUCAACAGUGAAGCUGUCGCGGAGGAAACUACUAAACUUGCAAUAUUGCUUGGAAUCACGGUCCUCCUAAACAGCCUUCAACCAGUCUUAUCUGGUGUUGCUGUUGGCGCUGGAUGGCAGUCUCUUGUUGCAUACAUCAACAUUGGGUGUUACUACGUUAUCGGAUUGCCGGCAGGAAUACUUCUUGGAUUCACAUUUAAAUUUGGAGUCGAGGGUAUUUGGUCAGGAAUGAUUGGUGGCAUUCUCUUGCAAACCAUAAUUUUGAUAGUAGUCACUUCCAUAACUAACUGGAAGAAAGAAGCUGAUGAAGCAGAGAGCCGUGUCGCUAAGUGGGGAGGAGGAGGAAGAGAUGCAGAUGUGUAA
This is a messenger RNA of Pyrus x bretschneideri (Chinese white pear), 1269 nucleotides long. Its product is annotated as protein DETOXIFICATION 33-like. The coding region runs from base 1 to 1269 and encodes 422 amino acids. Lineage: Eukaryota; Viridiplantae; Streptophyta; Magnoliopsida; Rosales; Rosaceae. Gene Ontology annotation, cellular component: membrane. The record is from RefSeq and is a predicted model, not a curated record. The transcript is spliced from 9 exons. Gene Ontology annotation, biological process: xenobiotic detoxification by transmembrane export across the plasma membrane. Gene Ontology annotation, molecular function: antiporter activity; xenobiotic transmembrane transporter activity.